Nanorana parkeri is the source of this 2107-nucleotide messenger RNA. RefSeq names its product SKI like proto-oncogene (gene SKIL). Gene Ontology annotation, cellular component: nucleus. The transcript has 6 exons. Gene Ontology annotation, molecular function: SMAD binding; DNA-binding transcription factor activity, RNA polymerase II-specific; RNA polymerase II cis-regulatory region sequence-specific DNA binding. Lineage: Eukaryota; Metazoa; Chordata; Amphibia; Anura; Dicroglossidae. The record is from RefSeq and is a predicted model, not a curated record. The coding region runs from base 67 to 2001 and encodes 644 amino acids. Gene Ontology annotation, biological process: negative regulation of BMP signaling pathway.
ACUUUCGAUGCGUAAAAAUAAACAGGCUUACAAAUUUGAAUUUUGAUAUUCGGACAAAGUGCAAAUAUGGAGGAAGACGGAAGCCCGCCUUUAAAGAAACUGGCUAAAGAAAGCGAAGUCAAUUUCGAUGUUCCUAAUGUUGCAAAUAAUGUUAUAGCAAUCAAGAUGGAAGUGGAUGACUAUAAAGAGACAGCUGUAGAGGAGAACAAAGAGAACAUUGUUAAGUCGAGUAGUGUAUCCCUUAGUGGGUCUUCGGAGCUGAACCCUGAACUCAAGCACACGUUGGCACAGUUCAAUCUAAGCAGCCGGAGUUCGCUGGGUGGACCCGCAGCCUUCUCUGCCCGUUUUUCCCAAGAAAACAUGUCGCCAACAGUGUUCUUGCCUCUCCCGUCGCCACAAAUUCACCCUGGUCCUCUUCUUAUUCCAUCAGACAGUUCAACAGAGCUUACUCAGACAGAACUGGAGGGAGAAUCGAUUUCAUGUUUCAUGGUGGGAGGUGAAAAGAGACUGUGCCUGCCCCAAGUCUUGAACUCUGUACUGCGGGAUUUCUCACUCCAGCAGAUUAAUAUUGUGUGCGAUGAAAUGUACAUAUACUGCUCGCGUUGUACAUCAGACCAGCUUCACAUCUUAAAGGUUUUGGGAAUCCUUCCUUUCAAUGCUCCGUCCUGUGGACUGAUCACUUUGACAGACGCUCAGAGACUAUGCAAUGCUCUUCUGCGGCCGCAUACCUUCCCACAAAAUGGCAGCUUGCUGCCUGCAAAAAACUCUUUGGCUCAGUUAAAGGAAACAGGUAGUGCCUUUGAAGUUGAACAUGAUUGUUUAGGAAAGUGCCAGGGUUUGUUUGCACCUCAACUGUACACCCAACCAGACGCCCUGUGCAUUCAGUGUUUAGAGUGCUAUGGGAUGUUUUCAACGCAGACUUUUGUCAUGCACUCUCACCGAUCGCCGGAUAAGAGGACCUGCCAUUGGGGCUUUGAUUCGGCCAAGUGGCAUUGUUAUCUUCAUUUGAGCCCAAAAUAUCUGAACAGUCCCGAAGGCAAAACAAUGAAAGGUCUUCUAGAGGAAAUGAAGGAGAAAUUCAGAAUGAAGAGCCAACCCAGGAGAAUCCAACCCAAAACGGAGCAUAUACAGACCCUGGAGUUGCCUGCUUGGUACCCAUUAAUCAAACAGGAAGAUGAUGGCAGCAGCCGACCACAUGUGCUGCAUCCCAGCUACUAUCUCUACAUGUAUGACAAAGUGGUGGCCCCCAACGUGUCCCUCUCUGCUGCGUUAUCGCAAAACAAGGACUCCAAGCCUGUACGAAGAGAGACUGAGACAAGUAAGCAAUCUGUGGCAGAGUCGGAGAUUCAGGCCCGAAGCACCAAACAUAAAUCUGUUACCUCACACCCUGACCUCUCCAUAGAGGAGCAAGAGAGAGUAGAUCAGAAAUGCGAUACAGAAAACAGUAAUAGACAGCAGCCUGAUUUUGGGGAGACGGAGAAAGAUGGGACACCCUGCAAGGACAACCUGUGUGAGGAUGACAAGGGUCACAUCAUGGAAGAAGUGGUAAAAACUUUUCUCAAGCAACAGGAAAAAUUGAAUUACAUUUUACAGAAGAAACAACAAAUCCAGACGGAGGUUGAAACACUGAGCAACUCAAAAGCUAUGAAAGAACUGACGACUGAGCAGCAGAACUUGCAGAAGGAGUUUGAGAGCUUGCAGACUGAACAUAUGCAAAAGAUGGAGGAAUUGUAUAAUGAGCAACGGGACUUGGAGGAAAAGCUGAAACAAGUAAAGAAGCAGAAAUGCCUGUGUGAUUCAAAUUCCGAGAGGGACAAGGAAACACAAUAUGCAAACCAGCUCUUAGAAUUGCGACAAAGACUGGACCAGGCUGAAGCUGAUCGGAGAGAGCUGCAAGAUGAGCUACGGAGAGAACGGGAAGCCAGGGAGAAGCUUGAGCUUAUGAUAAAAGAGCUGAAGCUUCAGAUAUUGAAAUCGGCAAAGACUGGUAACGGGCAGUAGACGCACAGCUCACAGACCAGUCAUUAUAUUUGAAACAGGGUUUAUAUUUUGACGUGGACUAGGAUGUGAGAAGUUUUUCUUGCUGUGUACCAUAAUAGAGGGGUUA